Molecule: messenger RNA, 156 nt
Organism: Funneliformis caledonium
Lineage: Eukaryota; Fungi; Glomeromycota; Glomeromycetes; Glomerales; Glomeraceae
Source: the annotation of a GenBank genome assembly
AGAAAACAAUCCUCACUUUCUAAUGAAUUAAUACUUGGAUUGAGAUCAAUUACUGCUUCUAAUCUUUCAUGGAGAGAUCCACUUGCUAGUAGAGUUAUUAGUGACGAUUCAGGCUUAGUUCAGAAUCUUCCGCAGAAAAUACAAAAUACUUUCUUA